CUGCGCACAUCUGGAAGCUGCGUUAUGUUUACUCAUGAGAAAGAGCACCAUGGGACAGUUGCUUUUUGGUUAAGAAGUUAGUUUAAAAUCCUGAAAAAAGUUUUUUUUCUUCUUAUAAAUUAAAAUCAAUUUUCGACUUUUAGCCGCGUUUGGAGAAAGUAUGGCUUUCCAUCUGCUUCUUUUUUUGGGAUACUUUGCAGCUGCGCAAGCUGGCGUUGUUCUCAAUUGUACCAACGACUAUGAUAAUAUAUCGUGCCAGCUGUCAGCGAAACGGUGUUUGGAAUACGCGGUGGACAUCCGCAAUGACCAACGCUACGGUGAAUACAACUGCUCCUUGAAGCGGUGUAACAGUGAGUUGUGUUGCUGCUCUGUGAAAAUCACUUUUGUCCCUGGGGAAAAUUACACUGUAGAAACCUUCAACGGAAGCCAAAAAGUGGACACAAAAACGUUCAACCUCUGGGAAAGCUUAAAGCCCAAAACUCCUACAAUUGUCUCAGUGAAAGAAUAUGAAGGGAUCUUUACUGUCAACUGGAGGACAAACAUGGGGGCAGAUUUUUUUGACCCACUGACCGCUGAAGUGACUGUUUCCAAAAAAGGAGAGCAAGGGAAGGUUUAUGGAAACAUCAGACCAGCUACAGUUGAGGGACUGCAGAGUUUUGACAUAAAUGGUCAAGAUUUGGAGCCAGGUACGGGGUACGUGGUCAGCGUGAGGAGCUACACGGACAGGAGUCAGAUGUUCAGCGACAGAAGCCAAGAGUGUGAAUUCAAAACCUCCCCUUCCAAAUUCUUGUGGAUUCUGAGAGUCAUCAUUGCCAUUGGUAUUGGAAUCAUCUUGUUGGUCUCUGUUUACUGCUGCGUAGUAAGGGUCAAAAGGAAGUGGUGGGACAGUUAUUCAGAACCGAAAAAACUUUUUGUGUUCACCAGGACGCCAGAGAUUUUAUGCCCCAGCCAGAUCGCAACUUCCCUUGCCCAGGUUAAGGAACUCCUUCCAAGUGACGACAACCAAACGCUGAAGAUGCUAGAUGAACAGAGAGCAGACGCCAGUGGGAGUCAGAACAGCAGUGGAAUCGAUACAGGCUCAUCAGAUCAUGGUGAUGGUCAGACAGAACCUCCUGACCAUAAGGCUAUAAUUAAUACUGCUCUCUGUGAAGCCUUAAAGGACUGCAUCCCAAAACACCUCCUCUUGCCUGACCCACAACACAAGCUUCUUCCUGUUCACCAGUAUCAAAAUUGUCCGAGUUUCAAAAUGAGUUCUGCAUCAUCUGGCAUAGUCAAUCCUAGCUAUUUUAUGUCUGGUCCUAGCUCCCAGAACACGACUAUGGAGCAGAAAUCGGCAAUCAAACUGCAAGACGAUUUAAGCCUUUCAUGCAAAAGUGACACUGUGAACUGUCUUGACGAACAAGUACCUGCUUGUCUGUUGUCGGCACAGGAAAUUGUUUCAAAGGCGACGCGAGUAGACAUGUCUUAUCAGCCAUGCAAAGUAAAUAUCAAAGGAUCCUCUUAUGCAGAAACGGCCAGUUUGUCUUCCACCUCCAGUGACAACAUCACAUCCGCCUCCUGUGGGCUUGAGUCCAAAUUUGGGGCCGGCUUUGACAGAUCUGAGGAACCGUCUGCCGACUCAGUAAAGGCGAUGCUCACACUCUCAAGCUGUGCGCCUUCAGGGUCAGACCGCCGUGCUGUAAUUAUAGACGACUACAAUCCAUGUCCAAGCAAAGUGGUGGAGCCAGAUGUUCCGAUUUCAGAAAAGCAAAGCAGGGAUCAUCAUCAACGUUUGAAUGUGAAUCAAGACGAGGGCGUCAACAAGAUCCCUCAGCACUGCCGGAUUCCAGGUUUCAAUAAUUGGACCGGUCAAUGUCCUUCUGUGAUGCAGAUACCCUCUUUUCCCACAAUGGCUACUGAGAUGUCUUUCCCAGUGGUGAUUGAUAAUGACUAUAAAUGUGUGUAGUUCACUAACUCUGCUUUAAGAGUUUAUACUUGAGGAUGUGGAAGCUGCAGCAAAGCCGCCCCCCUUUAAGAACCAGUUUUUGUAGCACAGCUAGCUGUUGGCUCUGAUCCAUGUCAUUUUUUUAAGAGCAGCAGAAAUUGGCCAAGGUGUUUACAGCAUAACUUAUGUUUUUAUAUCUUUUCUUAACCCGCCUGUUCCUGCUAAAGUAUAAUCAGGGAUUUCAUGUCCUUUUUACAUGAAUGGUACUCAGAGGAGAUAUAAAAAUAAUAUUUACUAAAGAGUAUUGAAAAUUUUUUAAAUAUUUUGUUCUGUAUUUUCUAGUCUGAGAGUUUUUUUUUCUUUUUAAAGUGCCUUUAUUUUCACAGUAUUGAAUUGUUCUUGGGUCUUUGGUGGUGUAAAAUAUUGAAAUCCCAAGCUUUCUGUAAAUAUUUAUUUAUAAAUACUUGAAUAAAGCAGAGUAAGGUAAUGUGUUUCUGUCAAA
Fundulus heteroclitus (mummichog) is the source of this 2426-nucleotide messenger RNA. RefSeq lists its product as uncharacterized. The record is from RefSeq and is a predicted model, not a curated record. Gene Ontology annotation, molecular function: cytokine receptor activity; protein binding. NCBI's taxonomy places the organism in Eukaryota, Metazoa, Chordata, Actinopteri, Cyprinodontiformes, Fundulidae. The transcript has 9 exons. Gene Ontology annotation, biological process: immunoglobulin mediated immune response; cytokine-mediated signaling pathway. Gene Ontology annotation, cellular component: external side of plasma membrane. The coding region runs from base 161 to 1945 and encodes 594 amino acids.